Molecule: messenger RNA, 1771 nt
Organism: Camellia sinensis
Lineage: Eukaryota; Viridiplantae; Streptophyta; Magnoliopsida; Ericales; Theaceae
Source: RefSeq, a predicted model, not a curated record
AAACUAAAUCAAGCAGCCCUAUAUACAAGGAAAAUUAUACAUAUGUCCCAUCUGGAUUUGAGCCCCUCUCUCAUCUUUCUUCAUUCUUGAAGGACUUAGAGAGAGUAGGAACCCAAAUCUAUUGGGCAAGCAAGAAUUUAUCAAACCCUAAAAAAAAAUCAAAUGGGUGACAUUACAGACUCACACCUGCAACUGAUAAUAAGUUACUGGAUCUAUAGCCAAUAACUCGGCAACUUAUGAUACCCAGUUGAUACAAGAGCAAGUGAAUGUAAAAGAACACAAAAAGUAAAUGUAAAAGAACAAGCCUUCCAAUCUAUUAUUGUUGAUAGAUUGGAGGAAGAAAUGAAGAAAUCAAGGCUGUUUCAUUGUGGUGUAUGAUGGGAACUACAUGGGGCAAGAUGGUUUGUUGAAACAUAUAUGCAAGCUAGUGGUACAUACUUAUAAUAUGGCAUCAUUGCAUGAAAGUUUAAAUAAAUUUAAGAAGCAGCAGGAGAAGUGCCAGUCUACCCUUUCAAGCAUUGCAGCCAAAGCAGGAUCUUCUAAGGCAACAACGAAUCACAGGGCUGCAUCUGCAGGCACAUCUUCUUCAACCAAUACAAAACCACCAGCCCCAGCAGUCAAAUUUUCAAAUGAUACAGAGAGACUUCAACACAUUAAUAGCAUACGUAAAGGCCCUGUAGGAGCUCAGAUUAAACGUGUUAUAGACUUACUGUUUGAGACAAGGCAAGCCUUUACACCAGAGCAAAUAAAUGAAGCAUGUUAUGUUGACAUUAAUUCCAACAAGGCUGUCUUUGACAGUUUGAGAAAUAACCCAAAAGUGAACUAUGAUGGGAGGUGCUUCGCUUACAAGUCCAAACAUGCUCUGAAGGACAAGAAUCAACUACUCAUCCUAAUACGUAAAUUUCCAGAGGGCAUUGCUGUUAUUGAUCUCAAGGAUGCAUACCCAACUGUCAUGGAGGAUCUACAGGCUUUGAAAGCUGCUGGUCAAAUCUGGCUGUUGUCGAACUUCGACUCGCAAGAGGACAUAGCCUAUCCAAAUGACCCUCGAGUGCCAAUCAAGGUUGAUGAUGACCUGAAACUGCUAUUCCGGGGAAUUGAACUACCACGUGAUAUGAUUGACAUUGAGAAGGAUCUUCAAAAGAACGGGAUGAAGCCCGCCACAAACACUGCCAAGAGGAGGGCCAUGGCUCAGGUUCACGGCAUUGGUUCCAAGUCCAAGACCAAGAAGAAGAAGAAUGAAAUCAGCAAGAGGACUAAACUGACCAAUUCCCACCUUCCAGAGCUAUUCAAGAAACUUAGUGCUCCUGAUUCUUGAUGGUGGAUCAAGCUGUUUGGGACUCACCAUGACGCAUAUGUAAUCUUGUUUGGCCAGGAUGCUUUUUUGCACAAAUGGCCCGGGGUUUUCUAGAUUUGUGCUUGAUGUAGAUAGAAAGCAUCAUAGCACUUCAGAUUGAACCCUCUUCAUCCACAUGAAGAUAGGGUUAUUCUUAUAUUUCUCUACUAUAUUAAAGAGCUCUUCAGAAUGGGUAGAGUCUGUAGCCGGGCUCCUUAUUGUGGGUGUGAUAGUGAUUUCAGUUGCUAGAAAUCAUGCAAUUUAAGGUGUGGAGUAUGUGAUCAAAUUUUCUAUUUUGUUGUUGAGACCUGUGACAUAUUAAAGCCACAAUUCUAACGUCAUUUAUUUGGAUAACUGGCUUUGCUCUGACUAAUCCCCGAGGCUUUGUAUUUAAGAUUCUUUGUGACUUCAUUGUAUUAAUUUCAGGCUAUUCCUAAA